Arachis duranensis is the source of this 925-nucleotide messenger RNA. RefSeq names its product protein LIGHT-DEPENDENT SHORT HYPOCOTYLS 4. Lineage: Eukaryota; Viridiplantae; Streptophyta; Magnoliopsida; Fabales; Fabaceae. Gene Ontology annotation, biological process: response to light stimulus; mRNA transcription. The record is from RefSeq and is a predicted model, not a curated record. Bases 1 to 522 code for a protein of 173 amino acids. The transcript has 3 exons. Gene Ontology annotation, cellular component: nucleus.
AUGAAUUCUCUUCAAGAAUUUGAUUCAUCAUCAAACACUACUUCAUCACUCAACAACAAUUUCGGAGUACUACCUUUAUCUUCUCCAGCUGCAUCAUCAUCAACCUCAUCACCACCGCCACCGCAACCACCACCGCCACAACCACCCCUCCGAUACUUGGACCAGUUCGGAAAAACGAAGGUGCACACGCAGCUAUGUCCAUUCUUCGGGCACCCGAACCCGCCUGCACCGUGCCCUUGCCCGCUCCGCCAAGCUUGGGGGAGCUUAGACGCUCUGAUUGGUCGGUUAAGGGCGGCGUUUGAAGAGAAUGGCGGCAAGCCGGAGGCUAACCCUUUCGGCGCUCGCGCCGUUAGGCUUUACCUUCGCGAGGUUCGUGAUUCUCAGGCUAAAGCCAGAGGUAUUAGCUAUGAGAAGAAGAAGCGCAAGAGGCCGCCACACCAACAACAACCGCAACCGCAACCGCAACCGCAACCGCUCCCGCAACCGCAACCACCUUCCACCAAUACUAGUAUGAACUUGUGAUUUGAGAAUGGGGUUAGAGCGAUGAAGCAUGGGGAGACUAUCUACUACAGGCUUUGGAAGUUGAUUAAAAAGGUGCAAACCUAAACAGCAGUGUUGUUGGGUGGAAGAAGCAGUGAUAUCGGGUAAGUUGAGAAAGCAGUAGCAGUAGUAGUAGCAGCUUGUGAUGAAAAGACUCAUGUUAAAUUGAAUCAAUCAAUGAACGAACCAAGGUAAGUGAGAACAAGGGCUGUGUUUGUGACAGAACAAUACAUCGUCCAAUUUGUAGUAAUAAAAAAAGGAACUUGUCUAUGUUCUUUUUUAAGAUCCUAUAUUAUUUAUAUUUUUAUAUAAUAUAUAUGACCAAACAAAUAAUAUUAUUGGAUUUCAACAUCUUAUGCCAGUUAAUUAAUCACUUAUUCGCCUA